UCAACUGUGCUGCUUCCGAUAGCAGUAAAAUCAGAGUUCCUCCUCUUCAGCUCUUCUCCCUCCAUACGCCUGAGCUCACAUACUCAAAGGGAGGGACCAGAUACCGGGAAAAACACUAGAAGAGAUGGAUGCAGUCAAGGCAAAGCUGGAGAAAUAAAACUGUGACAACAUGUGUGAAGAGGCAGAAAAUGGCAGCAAGAAGAAGAAAGGCUUCUUCAAGACGCCCAAAGCAGAACUGUGGUGUGCAACAUCGAUGGUGCUUCUAUAUGCGAUCUGGUGUGUUGGGGUGAUUUUUUGGGCAGCAUCGAGACAGCUCUGGAACAGCCAGAGCCUUGGGUGUGGCCUCGACACUGAGUUUGAGUCCAGGUUGGAAAACGAGGCCCAGCUGAUUUAUGUGUGGUCGGGGUGUAAUCUGGUGUUCUGUACGUUGCUAAUGUUGGGAAUUUGGAAAAGAAACAGCUGCUGUAUGCUAAUGUAUGCGGCUUUGUUUUUUAUCUUUGUGGCUAUGGUUUGGACAUUAAUCAAUCUCGUGGACAAAGAGAGUCAGGAGAUACAAACAUUUCAGAAGAAAUACUUGGCACUGCUGCCUUUCACAGAGACAAUAAAAAACCCACAGAUAAAUGGAGGCAUACUCACUGAGAUGAACUGCUGGCAGACUCAGUUCAAGUGUUGUGGACUUCAAGGCAUCCAAGACUGGAAUACUUCCUUUCCAGACUCCUGCUUUGAUGACGAAGAGCAGGACAACAACUGGGUCAGAACUACUUUGCUUCCAAGGAGAAAUAUUUAUGAGAAGGCUUGUUUCCCUACAAUCACAUCUCUUGUAGAAAAACGCAGCUCUGCUGUUUGGAUCAUCACAACAGUUUGGCUAACCAUCAUCGCUGCUCCAAUUGCCAUCUUUGCCCUGGGCUUAGUCGUCGGGAGUUUUGUUGGUUGUUGUCUAUUUUGCGAGGUAAGCUAUAAGCUGAGCGUCUUGAAAAACAGAAUCUGUGGAGGAGAGAAAAUGGUUCCGGUGGUGUUCAUCAGAAAGAACAAUAACAACCAAACAGAGAAGGAAGACAUGGAAGCCAAAGAAAGCGUCUGGGAGGACGGAGUUAUCUUGGAGGGUUUGGAUGACAAUCCAUUGAAGAUGAUUCCUGUGUCUCUGCUGACGAGGCUGCAGGAAGAGCUGGACCCUCCUCCAGUCCAACACCAGGUGGAAAAUUCACCUUGUAUGUGUAUUUAUCCACCUCCUAAAGCAAUCAGGCAGUUCUACACAGUGCUGAUAGAUGACGAUUCACCACUGCUGCCCAGUAACGCCGUGCUAGUCGAUGGUGACAAACCCACCAGAUUUUGUUGGUGGGAAGAGGGACACAGGAUAUUUGACGCUAAAGAUAUCGUUUGGCCAAAAGACAGAGUGAACAGAAAUACAGCAUGCUAGUGUUGUACCUCCAGUGUGUGUCGGUGCAACAAUGUCGCCUGUUCUUUCUGUGGGCGUCUCUGGAUCUCAAGCUACGAGUCUCUGAUCUGAAGCCGCCUCACCCAUUCCUAUUCUGCCAUCCCCACCCCCCUCAUCCACACUCUCACCCCAGAGGCAGACGGCCGCCUUCCCUGAGCCUGGCUCAGUGAGAAUUUUUCUCCCAUCCCCAUUCCUGGGAUUUUUCAUUCCUUCCCACCGUUACUCAGGGAGUCCAAAAGAUUUUCUGUUCCGUUUAUAAUUCAUAAGGUCUGUAUCUUACUACGCUACAUGUUGUGAUUUUGUGCUAUAUAAAGUUGAAUGUGUUUUCAUAUUGCUUUUUACAUUAAAAUAUAAAAUCUAAAGAACUGUGUCUUAGAAAAGGCCUUAUUACCACUAUCAGUGCCUGUUCUACUUGAUAUUAGAAACUGAUUAUCUGAAAGCUGAUUCCGCUUUACAAAGGUUCUUCUCUGUUCCAGUUGAUGUUAUUGAAAGCUUACAUAAAAUUCACUUUUUAAAUACAUUUUCUGCAGUGAAUUAUCAGAAAACAGACAGCACACCGCUGGUGCCAGCGCUUACGCAUUAAACUGCUGUUGAACUGAUAUAUCCUGUGACCGUGAUGCUCAAAAUUCGCUGCAGAAAAAUUUGUGCUCAGGUCGGUGUAAAAUUGAUUUGGUUGUGGUUUUUAACAGAGCUGAAAUGUGAUUUUUCCACUCUGAAAAUUUCAUGCUUCUAUCUUCUUUAUGUAGGAAAAAAAUAUAUAAAGUGAAUUAUAAAGUUGGAAAUUCUGACCCGCUUCUAUGUAUCUCAAGGGCCGAUAACGUGGAAAACAUUCAUAGCAUGAAGGUCAAAUUGCGCAUGGCUUCAUAAAAUAUACUAUAGUUACUGUGUGUAAAAGAUAAGCUGAUUCUGAGGUUUUCUUUUUAAGUUUUGCUUGAUUUGACAUGGAAGGACCCAUGUAGUAACUGAACGUAACUAGUGCCUUAUAUUUGUGCCCGUGUUUGAUCAGUUGGUGAAUAAAAUAUGUUUGUCAAAAGUGAAACAAUUAUUCUGACACCUA
Acanthochromis polyacanthus (spiny chromis) is the source of this 2492-nucleotide messenger RNA. RefSeq lists its product as uncharacterized. Gene Ontology annotation, cellular component: membrane. The coding region runs from base 170 to 1417 and encodes 415 amino acids. The transcript is spliced from 11 exons. The record is from RefSeq and is a predicted model, not a curated record. Lineage: Eukaryota; Metazoa; Chordata; Actinopteri; Pomacentridae.